CGGACCAUAUUUAUUUUAGCUUCUGGGCUACAUGUAGUCAUGCUGCCCAUGUGGAACAUAUAACUCAAAUAAAAGCUCUUUACAUCGGUUCAUUCACAUUAAAACCCGUAGUUGUCUGAAAUGGCGAAGGAUGGUGCAGCGAAACUGUCCAAAAAUCUCCUGCGGAUGAAGUUCAUGCAGAGAGGGCUGGACGCAGAGCUGAAGAAGCAGCUGGAUGAGGAGGAGAAGAGGAUCAUCAGUGAUGAGCACUGGUUCCUGGACCUUCCUGAGCUCAAGGCCAAAGAAAACCAUAUCAUUGAGGAGAGAAGUUGCGUUCCCUGUGAGGAUUUGGUUUAUGGCAGAAUGUCAUUCAGAGGCUUCAAUCCUGAAGUUGAGAAAUUAAUGUUACUAAUGAACACGCACAAAGAGGAAGAGGAGGACGAAGAGGAGGACGAUGUGAGCAGAAUGGAAACUGAUAUUACAGAUGAAGAGAUGGCCAGACGAUAUGAAAGCUUGGUUGAGAGCAUGAGGAAAAAGUUUGCCAAGAAAAGAAAUCGCUCCACAGUUACUAAGAGUGAAGAGGACGUCAACUGCAAUGUUGUUGGUGAUCAACCCAAAAAGGUGUUCCUGAAACCUCAGGACUGAGACGUUUUCAUCACACAACUGCGCUCUUUAUAAGUGUUUAUUUUUUAUGCAAUGGACAUUUUUUAUGUUUAAUGACGACGACAUGAUUUUAUGGAAAGGG
Messenger RNA from Sinocyclocheilus rhinocerous, 724 nucleotides. Its product is annotated as M-phase phosphoprotein 6-like. Gene Ontology annotation, biological process: maturation of 5.8S rRNA. The transcript is spliced from 5 exons. Lineage: Eukaryota; Metazoa; Chordata; Actinopteri; Cypriniformes; Cyprinidae. The record is from RefSeq and is a predicted model, not a curated record. The coding region runs from base 121 to 624 and encodes 167 amino acids.